GCAUUUAUUCAACCUUUAUAUCACUAUUAGUUUUACUAGUUCAAUAUACAUAAACAGAAUAAAAAGCCACAGAACCAACAACUUCUGAGUCAGAUCUUAUUAAUUACCAUGAUAUCUCAGUCUCAAUCAUGUGCUUUAAUUGCAACAAUAAUAUUUGUUCUUGCAACACAAAUCAUAAUAGGAGUAAAUUCCUUUCCAGAAUCUGAUAAGAUAAGAACUUUACCUCAGCAGCCAAAAGUUGAAUUCCAACAAUAUGCUGGUUAUAUUACAGUUGAUGAAGUGCAAAAGAGAGCUUUGUUUUACUAUUUUGUUGAAGCUGAAGUUGAACCAGCUUCUAAGCCAGUAGUGCUUUGGUUAAAUGGAGGGCCUGGAUGUUCUUCUGUUGGAGCUGGAGCAUUUGUGGAGCAUGGUCCAUUCAAACCAACUGAAAAUGGUCUUAUUAAAAAUGAUUAUAGUUGGAACAAAGUGGCAAAUAUGCUCUACUUGGAAUCACCUGCUGGUGUUGGUUUCUCAUACUCUGCCAAUAAAUCAUUCUAUGACUCUGUCAAUGAUGAAAUAACAGCAAGGGAUAAUCUUGUCUUUCUACAACAUUGGUUCUCUAAAUUCCAAGAGUACAAAAACAAUGAUUUCUUUAUCACAGGGGAGAGUUAUGCAGGUCACUAUGUACCCCAACUUGCACAAAUCAUUGUUCAAACCAAAAGCAAAUUCAAUCUCAAGGGGAUAGCAAUAGGAAAUCCUCUUCUUGAAUUUAACACAGAUUUCAACUCAAGAGCUGAGUUUUUAUGGUCUCAUGGACUGAUAUCAGAUUCAACCUAUGAAACUUUCACAAAAGUAUGCAACUAUUCUCAAAUUAGAAGAGAAUAUCAAAAUGGGAGAGCUACUAUUGUUUGUUCAAGAGUGAAUAGGCUAGUGUCAAUGGAGAUUAGUAGAUAUAUUGAUUCAUAUGAUGUUACACUUGAUGUUUGUCUACCAUCAGAAAAACAACAGGCAUAUAUACUGACUCAAUUGCAAGAGGGAGAGAAGAUAGAUGUUUGUGAAGAGGAUGAAACAAUUACAUACUUGAAUAGGAAAGAUGUGCAGUUAGCUCUCCAUGCUAAGCUUGUAGGGAUCCCCUUAUGGUCAACUUGUAGUGGUGUUCUGAAAUAUGACAUGCAAAAUCUAGAGAUUCCAACCAUAUCAAUUCUAGGGAAACUUGUUAAAUCAGGUGUAAGAGUUCUAGUAUACAGUGGUGAUCAAGAUUCAGUGAUACCUUUACUUGGGACAAGAUCUUUAGUAAAUGGAUUAGCCAAGGACUUUGGGUUGAACACAACAAAUUCCUAUAGAGCUUGGUUUAAUCAAAGACAGGUAGCUGGAUGGACCCAAAUAUAUGGUGGUGGCAUCUUAUCAUUUGCAACCAUAAGAGGAGCAUCUCAUGAGGCACCAUUUUCACAACCUGGGAGAUCAUUGGGGCUGCUAAAGGCAUUUUUGGAAGGAAAGCCACUUCCAACUAUUCUUUGAAAUAUGAAUGAAUACACUACUCAACACAACUGAAGGAACCACAAUAAGUAGAACUUCACAUAAAUUUUUAAUAGAAACACUUUAAUCAGCAUCAAAUUAUGUGAUUUGGAAUUUUUCCAACAUUAUUAAAAUCAGAUGAUUUCAUUUAGAUUUCAGAGCCAAACCUUUAUCUGAUAACUUCCUAAAGUUGUCUUCCUUGGAAUAUUCAGAAAUGUCUAGUACAUUUUCAA
Messenger RNA from Trifolium pratense (red clover), 1727 nucleotides. RefSeq names its product serine carboxypeptidase-like 45. The record is from RefSeq and is a predicted model, not a curated record. Gene Ontology annotation, cellular component: vacuole. Gene Ontology annotation, biological process: proteolysis. Gene Ontology annotation, molecular function: serine-type carboxypeptidase activity. Lineage: Eukaryota; Viridiplantae; Streptophyta; Magnoliopsida; Fabales; Fabaceae. The transcript has 11 exons. Bases 109 to 1497 code for a protein of 462 amino acids.